CUUUGGUUCAACUUCAUUUAUAUUUUGCUCUCUCUUGACUCACCGCCCCCCAACCUCCUCUCUCUCUCUCCCCCCGCAACUGGAGCUUGAUUUCUGUUCUCAAAGAUGUUAUUCUCUCGGAUUUCGAGGAUUCAGAGAACCGGCAUAAAUGGGUGUCGAUGGUUUCUCUUUCACAGACCGGACCACCAUCACCAAUUCUUUCGUUCCGAGAAUCCUCUCCCUCCGACUGAGUCUGCUCAAAAGGUUUUGGGCUGUAGAGAAACUUUUUCCCGGGAUUUGCCUGCCUUGCAUGGUUUCAGCCAUGACAUCCAUCAUCAGAGCAGCUCCAUAGUUGAGGAACAGCAAGACCCGUUUUCACUUGUUGCUGAUGAGUUAUCACUUCUUGCUAAUAGAUUGCGAUCAAUGGUAGUUGCUGAGGUCCCCAAGCUUGCAUCAGCUGCUGAAUACUUAUUCAAAAUGGGGGCAGAAGGGAAGAGGUUUCGACCCACGGUUUUAUUAUUGAUGGCAACAGCUUUGAAUGUGUCUGUACCAAAACCAUAUCUCAGUGGACCCGGAGAUGUUUUGACUAAGGAACUACGUGCCAGACAGCAAUCUAUAGCUGAGAUCACUGAGAUGAUUCAUGUGGCAAGCCUUCUACAUGAUGAUGUCUUGGAUGAUGCAGAUACGAGACGUGGUAUAGGAUCAUUAAAUUUUGUCAUGGGCAAUAAGUUAGCAGUGUUAGCAGGCGAUUUUCUGCUCUCUCGAGCUUGUGUGGCACUCGCCUCAUUGAAAAACACAGAGGUUGUAUCAUUACUGGCAAAAGUUGUAGAGCAUCUUGUGACGGGUGAAACCAUGCAAAUGACUACGACUUCUCAACAACGUUUUUGCAGCAUGGAAUAUUAUAUGCAGAAAACAUACUACAAGACGGCAUCACUAAUUUCCAACAGCUGCAAGGCGAUUGCCCUUCUUGCGGGGCAGACUGCAGAAGUUGCAAUGUUGGCUUAUGAGUAUGGCAGAAAUCUGGGAUUGGCAUUUCAAUUGAUAGACGACAUUCUUGAUUUCACAGGCACAUCAGCUUCCCUUGGAAAGGGUUCUCUAUCUGAUAUCCGCCAUGGAAUCAUAACUGCUCCAAUGCUGUUUGCCAUGGAAGAGUUCCCUCAGUUGCGUGCAGUUGUUGACCAGGGAUUUGAUGACCCUGCGAAUGUUGAUCUCGCUCUGGAGUACCUUGGGAAGAGUGGUGGAAUACAGAGAGCAAGGGAGCUAGCCACAAAGCAUGCCAACCUUGCUGUUGCAGCAAUUGAUUCUCUCCCCGAUAGCGAUGAUGAAGAAGUAAGAAAAUCAAGAAGGGCACUCGUAGAUCUCACUCAAAGGGUCAUUACCAGAACCAAGUGACAAACAAGACUUGUAAUUCACGACUUAAGAAGAUAACAUUUGUUUCUGUAAUGUGAGGGGCAAUGCUCCUUGUUUUUAUCAAUAUUCAUUCAAUCAUUCCAAUUGUUGUUUUUCAAUAAUUUCAUGAAAAUGACUCAUGUCUUGUAAAUUAAACUCUUAGUUUGGAGUAAUGACAACACAGGUGAUCUUCUAGUA
Juglans regia (Persian walnut) is the source of this 1566-nucleotide messenger RNA. RefSeq names its product solanesyl diphosphate synthase 3, chloroplastic/mitochondrial. Gene Ontology annotation, molecular function: prenyltransferase activity. Gene Ontology annotation, biological process: ubiquinone biosynthetic process; isoprenoid biosynthetic process. Lineage: Eukaryota; Viridiplantae; Streptophyta; Magnoliopsida; Fagales; Juglandaceae. The coding region runs from base 106 to 1371 and encodes 421 amino acids. The record is from RefSeq and is a predicted model, not a curated record. Gene Ontology annotation, cellular component: transferase complex. The transcript is spliced from 12 exons.